UCAACGUUAAGGUGAAGUGAGUUGUACACUAUAGUAAAGUUCCUGGCUUUCUAUACAUUACCUAGUCUAGUAUGGAUUAUCGAGAUAAGUUGGUGGAAAAUUAUUUUUCUGUAGGGUUUCAACAAAAUGAAAUCAUUUCUAUGUUAGAACUAGUGCAUAGAGUAAAGGUGCAUCCUAGAACGUUGAAGCGGAUACUCUGUAGAUUAAAGUUAUGUCGCCGCAAGAAUUAUAGUGAUAUUGGUAUUGUAGUCAAUUUUAUUAAUAGUCAAUUGGCAAACUCAGGACAACUUCAUGGUUACCGAUGGAUGCAUCUUAAAUGCAUCCAGCAUGGCUUAAUAGUCACACAGAAAACAGUAAGAGAGGUGUUAGCACUACUCGAUCCAGAAGGAGUGUAUAUACGAAAGAGAAAACGUUUACGUAGAAGGCGAUAUUUUAAUGAAGGGCCGAAUGCAGUUUGGCAUAUAGAUUCUUACGAUAAACUAAAAAGAUAUGGGAUUUGCAUAAAUGGUGCCAUUGAUGGUUUUUCUCGGCACAUAAUAUGGUUGCAUGCAGGUCGGACUUCUAGUAACCCUAAAGUAAUAGCAGGGUACUAUCUUUCUGCAAUUAUGCGUUUAGGAGGAUGUCCACACACAAUUCGGGCUGAUAUGGGCACGGAGAAUGGUACAAUAGAGGCAAUGCAAACAGCAUUGUGUCAAAUUUUUACCAAUCCAGAGCAGUGCAAACCACCAUUCAUAUAUGGAAAAAGUACAGCCAAUCAACGCAUCGAAUCUUGGUGGUCGAAUUUACGUAAACAAUGUGCACAGUUUUGGAUAAACUUAUUUGAAACAUUGGAUGAGGAAAAUAUGUUUAACGGUUCUUUCCUUGACAAGUCUCUCAUGCAGUUUUGCUUCCUGAAGAUUAUACAGGAAGAUCUAGAUGCUGUAGUGCAAAUCUGGAAUUCGCAUCGAAUUCGUGGUUCGAAGAAGAAUAGGCUUUGCCUUGGAAGACCUACGAUUAUGUAUCAAGCCCCUAGUCUAUUUGGCGCAGAAAAUAAGUUAAUCCCCAUCUCCGAAGCAAUUCUUCGAUGUUUAGAAGACCAGUGUUUGUUUUACAGUAAUCCAUGUGACCAUUCUAUCAUGGAACUAUGCAGAAAUAUAAUUUCAGAAAAUAAUAUUACGGUCUCUGUUGAUGAUCCCUAUAGUGCUGUAAAACUUUAUGUCGACCUUAGGACCAUGAUCAUUCACUUAAUGCAACAACACUAAUGUUUAUUUAUAUAUAAAAUGCUUCUUUUAACAUAAAACAAAAGAUGUAAAGAAUUCGUAUUGUUUUUAUAAUA
Molecule: messenger RNA, 1315 nt
Organism: Photinus pyralis (common eastern firefly)
Lineage: Eukaryota; Metazoa; Arthropoda; Insecta; Coleoptera; Lampyridae
Exons: 3
Coding region: 72-1241 (389 amino acids)
Molecular function (GO): nucleic acid binding
Source: RefSeq, a predicted model, not a curated record